This is a messenger RNA of Paramuricea clavata, 606 nucleotides long. The record is from the annotation of a GenBank genome assembly. NCBI's taxonomy places the organism in Eukaryota, Metazoa, Cnidaria, Anthozoa, Malacalcyonacea, Plexauridae.
AUGACGAUAAAUUCGAAGAAAACAAAAGAUAUGUGGAUAUGUUUUAACACAGCAAUACCGGCACCAGAACCAUUGGUCAUUGGAAACGAGGUAGUGGAAAGAGUAAAUACUCAUAAACUGUUGGGUGUCUGGCAUCAAAACAAUUUGAAAUGGAACUGUCAUGUUAAGAACAUUGUAAGGAAAGCAAAUAAACGAAUGUUUAGUCUGAGAGAAUGCCGUAGGGCGAAUCUUUCUCCUGAGGUCGGUAUUACAUGUUAUGAAUCCAAGAUUAGACCUGUUUUAGAAUAUGCAGCUCCGAUAUGGGGUGGUUUACCACAAUAUCUCAUUGAUGAAAUAGAGAGCAUUCAAAACAGAUGCAUCAAAAUCCUCGGCACAUCUCGGUGCAACUUUGAAACGCUGGAACAAAGAAGGGCACACCUAACUGUUAAGGAAUACCAAAGAAUUCUAAGUGAUCCGACCAACCCAUGUAAUAAACUUAUCCCCCAACCUUUUACCCAUGAACACGAUCUAAGAACAACAAGUAAUCUACCAUAUGUUGUAUCGUAUACUAAAAGAUACCGGCAAUCCUUUAUACCUAGAGCUAUAUCCCUUUUAAAACAGUCCUAA